Molecule: messenger RNA, 3983 nt
Organism: Astrephomene gubernaculifera
Lineage: Eukaryota; Viridiplantae; Chlorophyta; Chlorophyceae; Chlamydomonadales; Astrephomenaceae
Source: the annotation of a GenBank genome assembly
CCAGCAUCUUUUAGAGCUUCAUAAGUUCGAAAGUCUAUAGCUGACAGUUGUUAGAGCUACGAUACUGAAAAAUAUUCCCUUGCAGUCGUUGCUUGCACUUUACCCGCCCUACCUAGUGUUGACCUUCCUUCGUAUCAUUUCACAGCCGGCAUAUUUGCUAUAACUCUUAUAUAUAGUAGGACUUUUAGAGGCCGCUUGCACGCUACGCCAGACGGACUAGUGACAGCCUCAGGGAAGCCCACGACCUUCGUGAUCACAAUUUUACGCUGUGAAUUCGUUGUGCAGCCAGAGCUCAAACGGAGCAGCUCCAGGCCUCAGACAAGCAGCUGGCCAUGGCCCAAGUUGCAGAUGACGAGUUUGCGGACGCGUUAGAUAAUCUCGCGGUGGAGGACGUCCAGGAAUUGCAAGAUAAAAACCCCGAGCCCGAUGCACACGGGCAAGGUGGCUAUCGUUUCGACACUCCAGAGCACCAGCAGCAGCUGAAGGAGCAACGAGCGCAAUUAUGGAGUUGGCUAAAGCGGGUAGGCAGCCACAUGUUUAAGGAGGGCAUCAACCUCACCAAGAUCUCGCUGCCCGUGUGCCUCUUCGAGCCGCGCUCCUUCCUGGAGCGUCUCACAACCAACUGGGAGUACAACAGCUUGCUGGUGGCAGCUGCAAACUGUACGACAGAUCCUGUGGAGCGGUUGCGCUAUGUGGUGGCGUUUGCGGUUUCGGGGCUAUGCCGGCAGGUGUCCUUUCACAAGCCCUUCAACCCGAUUCUCGGGGAAACCUACCAGGCUGUGUACCCCAACGGGCUGCAGGUGUACUGCGAGCAGAUCUCGCACCACCCACCCAUCAGCAGCUGGGAGGUGUACGAGCCCAGCGGCAAGUUUGUGUUCUACGGCAACGGCAACUGGGUGGCCGGCAUCAAGGGCAACAGCGUCAAGGGGCGGCAGACCGGCUCCAACUGCAUCCGCUUCGAGAGCGACGGGGCAACGGUGGAGUACGACCUACCCGGGCUGCAAGUCAAGGGCGUGUUGUGGGGCGUUCGGGUGCUCAAGUACGGCGGUCAGAUGGUCUUCAAGGACAAGAAGAACGGCCUCACGGCUGUGGUGGAUGUGGACCCGCCGCCGCAGGCCUCCUCCUGGUCGGGCUGGCUCCGGGGCAAGAAGCCGCAACACAAGCCGGACCAGGUGGUCGGCAAGCUGCUCCGUGGAGAGGAGGUACUGGACACCUGCCAAGGCAACUGGCUCUCACACCUGGACUGGGAGCGACCCGCGGGUCAGUCGGGAGCCGUGGACACCCCCGGCAGUACCACUAGCAGUAGCAGCGGUAACAGUAACGGCGGCGCGCCUGCCGCCGCCAGGGGAGGUGCUCGGCGGUUUUGGGACAUUCGCAGUUGUCCGCUGGCGCCUGCCGUACCGUUGUCGGGUCCGCUUCCAUCGGACUGCCGCCACCGGGAGGACGUAGUGGCGCUGAAGGAGGGGGACCAGGUUCGCGCCCAGGACUGGAAGCACACGUUGGAGGAGCGGCAGCGGCGGGACCGAAAGCUCCGGAAGGAGGGCGGUGGCUACGAGCACUGAGAGGGCCUGGCCUGCAGCGCAGGUGGGGGUUGCGAACACUGAUUGACACACCGUUUAUCAGAGACAUUAACGUUUGAAUGAACCUAGUACUGAAGGACUUGCAAGCAAUGAGGGGCUUUGGAGAGGACAUUCUGGCUUGUCUUAGUGGAACCACAACAACCGGCAAGGGCAAGCAACAUGACAUGGCCCGGCAUGAGCCCGACCCGUGGUUCAUGUGGGUUUGUCAUGGUCCCGGAGGGAUUUUUAACGCACGUACGGGUUUGCUGCGCAGCGGGUGGUCUGAGACUGGCUGGUGAGGUGUAUUGAUGCGUGGAGAGAGCCAGUCUGCCGGAGGGUUUGUCAAUAUCUUUGCCAUCUACGAUGUGCUGCCGAAACUGUCGCUGGGAAUUGAGUUUCAUGUUACUUAUGGCUUGGCCAGUGCUGCUUCUCGUUUCGCAGCCUUCCUUUUCCAGCCUGCCUUUCGUUAUACGCCCUCUUGGCGGAUGACUGCUGCACCUGAGCUUGUGCUCGUAGCUUCUGCUUUUCUGCGGUUGACGUAUGAUUACGGGCCCGAACUACCUUUUGCCAUGGCUCCUUGGCAUGCCUCAAUGCGCUUGCAUACAAUACUGGGCGGCAACGACCCUUGGAUCAGACUCUUAUUGUUCCCAUGGUCCAGGUCCAUUGUUCAGAGGAUUGGGCGGGAUGUUUUGCGGGAACAUUUCAAUGAUGCGAGGAGGGUUCUUGAGCAGCAGCUCGGAACCCUUGUUAUCUAAAACAAUUGCCGUAGUGGACAGGACAGACUAGUAACCUUGCGUCUGCGCGCAUCUUGGACGUUAUCUUUAUGUUUCAUGCCAGGAAGUCGAGGGCUUUGUUUGCUGCUUGGGCUAUACUUGGCGAACGGAGCUGUGUAUUGUCCCUGCUGGCUUGCUUGGUUUCGCUUGCUAGGUUGAUUGAUGAGUAUGUGUUGGCGGCAGACCGGCAUCCUUCGCCCUCCUGGAGUGGUUCAGGACGAAGCGGAAAAGGUAGGGCUUCAGGGCGUUGUCGUAUGCGGGUAUGAAUGCAUGUGUGUGCAACCGUGGCGGGGUAGUAUGCUCCCCACCAUGCAUGCAUGCGCGCCUGCAUGCACGCUGAGGGCGGAACAGCGCGUAGGUGUGGCAGCUGUGCUUGCUUGCGUUCGAUGGAGUCAGUUCGGUGGAGCCUGUUUAGGAUGGAAGAGGCUUUCUAGGGAAUCGUUCCGAGGUGUUGUUGUAGUGGGCACGCUUAGUCCCGGGGGUUUUGGACGCGUAAAGGGCCACCCUGUGGUUCGCACUGUCUGUGCGGUGCGAUGGAGCGGUGGAGUAGAUGUUGGGGAAGGAGGUGGGAACAUGGCAGGCAUGAAAGGGGCGCUCGGUUAUAACAUAUGAGUGGCAAGUGUUGGUAAGAUUCGUAUAUCACGUAUUAGCGCGGGUGUGAGAGGAUUGGGAGGGGUGAGGCAUGCUACUCCUAUGCUUGGUACCCGGUUUGAAAAGUGGAGCCUAUAAGGAUAUGGGGUUUGUGAGGGUGUUGAUGUCUUUAUUCGACGGGACAGGACAACGCUAGGGGUCAGUGCUAGAGCGUUGCAGGGGCUGUAGGAGCGGCAGCGGUAACACCUGGGUAAGGAAAAGGCUCCUAACACCCUGAUUUAGGCGUUCAGUAGAGAGUUGUGUCGGCUAAAAAGGCGAAAGCAGGCUUUUUACGGAUGUGCUGCUCUCCCGGCUUAGUCCUGUCUCUGGUAUAGGAGUUCCCAAAAUAGACGCGUCUCCGCCGAGUUUGGAGGUGUGACUCAUGGGUCAUUUGCAUAGGAGAGUGCACGUGAAGAACCCAACACGCGCUCUGCGUGCUUGCUUUCUGUAUGCAACGGAUGCAUCUGCAGGGGUGGAGGUGGUCGGAGAAAGAGGAGAGAGGGAUGGCGACAUGUGGGCCGUGUUGCCGUUAAAGAAGCUUCCUCUUAGGUGUUUUGUUUUUGCGCCGCUUUGGGACCUGCAUUAAAGACGCUUGGUUCGUAAGUUAUGCAGGCAGGCAGGCAGGCAUGUACGCGGGCAGACAGGUCGGGCAGGCCAGCAUAUGGGUAGGCGGCCAAUGUUGGCAGCCUGCGGAGGAGGUUGGGCAGCUGGACGUAGGUAGCAGCAGAUAGGUAGGGUGUUUCACGCUUAGUACCGUAAGCAUUAUUGGUACCGGUAGUUUGCCGUGAUGGUUUGUUACGCAGAUGUUCUGUUCUCAACUGUUUUGUUUUGUAUUCUGAAUCCAUUUCAGGUAUUGUCGGUCUUCCUUGUCUUGUGGUUAAAAUCAUGUAUUUUCCGAGCUAACGGUAUGGCUUGUGAAGCCCCUUGCACCAUGUUCUGGGGUCCUGAUUGAGAAGGGCAUUCGUGAUAAGCACGUGUGCAACUGGCUCGUGUUCCAUGUAAGUUCACGUCAACCGUGGUG